AUGAACAGAGAUAACUUAGAAGAUAGAUAUGAAGAUAAUGAGACGAUAUAUAUAGACACCGGUAAUCCUACUGGUGGAUAUUUAGAUGAUGUAAAAGAUUUAAAUAAACUUGUUUACUCAUCCUCUGCUGAUUUCGGCAAAAACAAUUCUUACUUUUUUUACUUAAAAUCUGAUAGUCAAAAAUUUUUUAGUUAUUUUUAA
Messenger RNA from Hepatospora eriocheir, 201 nucleotides. NCBI's taxonomy places the organism in Eukaryota, Fungi, Microsporidia, Hepatosporidae. The record is from the annotation of a GenBank genome assembly.